AUGCUCAGAAUUGAUUACGAACCUGGAGAUUUGGACUGGGAGACCGAGUUGACUGAUGAUACUCUCUUGGAGCUCUCAGGUGACAAGUUGGAGGAGAAUAUGUGCAUGCUGCAAGCUGAAUGUACUGUUGAAGCAGACGUGCUUACCCAAACUACUGCAUUUGAGAAAAUUGCAGCAGGAGUCUCGAGUGCAGCAUGGAAAAAGGCCGAGAAAGACCAAGGCCUUGGAUACAAUGGCCAGUCGCAGCGAACACCGACAAUGAACUUGAAGAAGACCAUGGCAUAUCAGUAUGUUCUCCCACAGCAGGAACAAGUCGGAGCAGUGGCAAGUUGCCUGCAGUGCCACCACCCAAAUGACGGAAGCUCGAGAAUGGGCGUGUGUCAGCUGAUGCAGCUGAACGUGCUGCAGAAGCAAAUGGUUUUGCUGCUGCAUGGGGUGGACACCAGCUCCAUGGCUGGACACGCCAGUGCAUCAAUGACCGAAAACUCCAUGAAUCCAUCCACCAAGCUCCGUGCAUAUCUUCACUCGAAUAAAUGGUCGAUGAAUCCUGAAAAGCUUGCCAAAUUCACAAACAAUGAGAUGAUCACAAAAGAAGCAGACCUAUACCUGAAGAAUGUCGUCGAUGAUGAGAUGCCAAAUGCCCUCAAAAGAUAUAUCAAGUCGGAGCUUUUUCCUUGUAUUCAACUCAAAGUUGGCCAUGGCAUCUCGCUUAGCACAGCACGUUGUUGGCUUCACCGUGAAGGAUUUCAGUACAUGUCGCACAAGAAGGGAUUGUAUUUCGAUGGCCAUGACCGGCCCGACAUUGUGGAAUAUCGCCAGAAUGUGUUUCUGCCUGCAAUGAAGGAAUUUGAGCACUGUCUCAUCCAAUAUACCAUUGGCGAUGUGGAGAAAGAUUGUUCAACCACACAAUUAUGUUGA
Messenger RNA from Suillus clintonianus, 918 nucleotides. RefSeq lists its product as uncharacterized. The record is from RefSeq and is a predicted model, not a curated record. The transcript has 5 exons. NCBI's taxonomy places the organism in Eukaryota, Fungi, Basidiomycota, Agaricomycetes, Boletales, Suillaceae. Bases 1 to 918 code for a protein of 305 amino acids.